AUGGACAGCGUGCUCACAACCUUGGGUGCUUCACCUGAUAAAUUCGCGAAUGUUACAUCGUCCUCCGUCGCCGUCAAAGAGGUCCAGCUCGGUUGUGCCAAGCUACUAAAGACGAUGGCGACUGCAAUUGAGCACGAGGUCGGCUAG
Molecule: messenger RNA, 147 nt
Organism: Phytophthora nicotianae INRA-310
Lineage: Eukaryota; Oomycota; Peronosporomycetes; Peronosporales; Peronosporaceae
Exons: 2
Coding region: 1-147 (48 amino acids)
Source: RefSeq, a predicted model, not a curated record